AUGGUAGACGUAAAAGCUAUCCUCAAUGCUCUUUUAUUCUGCAAAAAUUAUGGCUUAAAAAAUGUGAUGGUAGAGAGCGACUCAACUCUCGCGGUUGGAUGGGUGAUUACUAAAUCAAACCGACCUUGGAAGCUAUUGAAUGACAUCAACCAAAUUGAUCAUCUUAUUUCUGAAGUGAACUGUACAAGAGCUUUCCACAUUUUCAGAGAAGCAAAUACUAUUGCAGACUCUUUGGCAAAGGAAGGAUGUAAUCGUGUUGCUCCUUUGGUUGAAGUUCUUCACUCUGCUGCUGUCUUGAAUUCCUGA
Lotus japonicus is the source of this 306-nucleotide messenger RNA. RefSeq lists its product as uncharacterized. Lineage: Eukaryota; Viridiplantae; Streptophyta; Magnoliopsida; Fabales; Fabaceae. Bases 1 to 306 code for a protein of 101 amino acids. The record is from RefSeq and is a predicted model, not a curated record. The transcript has a single exon. Gene Ontology annotation, molecular function: nucleic acid binding; RNA-DNA hybrid ribonuclease activity.